This is a messenger RNA of Olea europaea var. sylvestris, 1158 nucleotides long. RefSeq lists its product as uncharacterized. Gene Ontology annotation, molecular function: zinc ion binding; nucleic acid binding. Lineage: Eukaryota; Viridiplantae; Streptophyta; Magnoliopsida; Lamiales; Oleaceae. The transcript has 2 exons. The coding region runs from base 1 to 1158 and encodes 385 amino acids. The record is from RefSeq and is a predicted model, not a curated record.
AUGCUAGCAUCUAGGUUUGAAGAAGUUAGAAUGAAGGAUGAUGAAACGUUUGAUGAAUUCUAUGCUAAAUUGAAUGACAUUGUUAAUUCUAGCUUCAAUCUAGGUGAGAGAAUUCCUGAGUCUAAAAUUGUGAGAAAAGUGCUUAGGUGCCAUGAGUGUCAAGGAAUAGGUCACUAUAGGAAUGAAUGCCCUAGUUACAAGAAGAACCAAAAAAAAGGGAAAGGUAAGGCCUUAGUUGUCUCACUUACAGAUAAUGAAUCUGAGACCAGUGAUAGGCAGGAAUCUUCUAGUAGUGAGGACGAAGGAAACUAUAAAGCAUUUGUAUCGACUGUUAAGAGUGAAUCUGAUAAAGAAAGUGACAAGGUUGAGGAAGAACUUCCUAACGAUAAUUCUAGUAAUGAGGAUGGGGAUGACAUAGACAUACAAGAAGCUUAUCAACUUUUGUUUAAAGAGAGUCUUAAAAUCAAAAAGGUCAAUAAAACCCUGCUUAAAAAGGUUGAUGAACUUGAAAGAGAAAAAGAGAAACUUGCUAGUAAUCUUCAGGAUUCACUUAAGAGUGGUAGUGAGUUAAAGUGUGUCAAUGAGAAGUUAGAGGACAAGAUUAAGACUUUGACUAUUGAAUUGGAGAAAUCUAAUGUUCAUCUUCAGACUUUCAUAAGUGGGACUAAGAAAUUAGACAAUAUUUUGGGAAUGAAUAAGCCUGUAGGAGAUAGGAAAGGUCUAGGAUACGUUGAGGGUAACACACAUGUUACUAGACCAUCUAAGACUGUGUUUGUUUCUGCCUCUAAGAAAGCUAAUGAUGUCGGCAGUUCAAACAAGGGUAAGAAUGUUCCGAGAGAACAGAGUCAUCAAUCACAUAGGAACUUCAAUCCCAGAUACCCACAAACACGUACCUUUGAGCCUAGGUUCAUUCCCACCUGUCACCACUGUGGAGCUCUAGGACACACUAGGCCUAGAUGUUAUAAGUUAGGCAAUGAGCGUAGAAAUCAUAACAUUCCUAGUCAGGUUAGCUUUCUGUCUAAUCAGGUUAGUCAUUUGACUGAGAUGCUUACUAAGCUUACUAGGAGUACUUUAUCAUCUAAGAAAGUUUGGGUCAAAAAGGGUGAUCUAGCUAGACAUUCAGGUCAAGAAAACUGUUUUGUUACUCUGUUGCAUUAA